UGCCCAUACUCUGUGACAUCAUUGGACAAAGGAGGCAUCAAGUGGAGUGAGGCCGAUGUAGGCAUACAUUAUUGGCCAUGUCCUUAUAACAAUCCACUUGAUCACCCUAUGCCAGUGGCCUCCAGAAAUUGUUCUCUUGGUGCCAACGAACGGCCUGUUUGGGGUGAAGUAAAUGCUUCACUGUGUCUCACUAAGGAAGCAGCAAAUAAACCAAACAUUCUGGAAGUCUUUGAAAGGAAUAUAACCAAAGGUAAUGCAAAGGUUGCAUCAGACUAUCUGAGGAUGAUUACAAACAGUUCUGGCAAUCUCACUGCAGAGAUGGUGCACAAAUCAGUGUCACUUCUGGAGACUCUCACCAAAGAAGAAAUCCUUCAGGAGCCAGGUGUGGCCACUAAUGUGAUUGACUGCAUCAGUAAUCUGAUUAAUGUGGAUGGUAAAACUCUGCAGCAGUCAGAGACAGAAAGACAAGUGUCUACCAGACUUCUCAAAGUGAUUGAUUCUGUUGCCAACAAAGCACCCUUGACUGAUGGAAAACUGGAUAUAUCUACCCCAAAUCUGGCUGUAGCUGCCCUGAAGCUGGAUGUCACUGAAAGAAGGGACAUAACUCUGGUCACUUCACCAGACACAGGAAAUGAGAAUAAUGUUACUGUUGAUGUCUCAAUGGGAGAUAACCCUCAGCUUGCCAACACAACCAGCUUAAAGAUUCCAGUGGUAGCAUUAAUUAAUUCGAUGAACGAUGAACAGAAGCGGAACCUCAACAGAAUUUCAUUCACAGUGCACCGUUCAGAUAUUUUAUUUUCUGUGAUAAGAAGCAGUGGAAAUACACAAAGAAUCAGUGAUGAUGAUGAUAAUGAUAAUCAAGUUCGUAAUAUUGGUAGUUAUGGUAAUGAUAAUGAAACCAGAAAAAAUGAAUCAUAUACCCUUGUAACUAAAAUCAACAGUCAUGUUGUGUCUGCAAGUGUGCCAGGGGUCAAAAUUGAAAAUCUGAACCGCAACAUUACAAUGAACUUUGAGCACUCAAACAAUAAAUCUGAGAAUGCCCGUUGUAUGUUUUGGGAUGACAAAUUAUCAGAUGGUAAAGGUGACUGGUCUAAUGCCGGGUGUGGUGUUGUGACAUCCAAUUCACAAAGUACUACCUGCGGUUGUAACCAUCUGACAAAUUUUGCCCUGCUUAUGGAUGUGUAUGAGCAAGGCAGCAAGUUAAGUGCCCUUGAUCGCCAGAUUCUCUCCAUUAUUUCUUACGUUGGCUGUGGAAUUUCCUGUUUUGCUCUUCUAAUAACCCUGAUAACUUACGGCGUAUUCAAAAAACUGCGACGAGACAACCCAUCUAAGAUCCUCAUCAACUUGUGCCUGGCAUUGUUAUGCUCCAAUCUGGUCUUCCUACUGGGCAUGCAGGACUACUCUUUUGGUAAUAUAGCUUCUUGCAAAGCUGUAGCAGUUCUGUUGCAUUACUUCCUCCUGGCCUCCUUGACCUGGAUGGCGGUGGAAGCAUUCUACAUGUACUUGGCUCUAGUGGUUGUGUUCAAGACCUAUUACACCAACUUUAUCCUCAAAUGUUCACUGGUUGGCUGGGGAGUUCCAUUAGUCAUUGUUAUCAUCACACUGGGUGUAAACAAAACUGACAAUUAUGGUUUCAUAAACAGUGGCAUGUGUUGGUUGAAGAACCCAGCUUUCUAUGCUGCAUUUCUUGCCCCAGUCUGUUUGAUUUUGUUGAUAAACUGCAUGGCUUUCAUCCUUGUUGUCAAGCAACUGGCCAGCAUGUCCAGCAUACGGCUAAAUAAGACAGAGAGAAACAGCACCGUUCAGCGUCUGCGGGGAGCUGUAGGGGUUGUCAUCCUUCUGGGGCUGUCCUGGAUAUUCGCAAUAUUUGCCAUAGACCAAGCCAGUGUUGCCUUCUAUUACCUGUUUGCUAUAUUCAACUCUCUGCAGGGACUAUUUAUUUUCAUCUUCUACUGCCUACUGAAGACUGAUGCAGUUGUGGCUUUGAAGAGGUCACUGCCUUGCUUUGAGGAAUAUGGAGAAAGCUCAAAGUCUUACUCUCAUAGCAAAGAAAAAACUCCAGCUUAUGAAGAUUCUGAAAGAAUGGAUGAAUCUGCAGCAGAACUUCCCACCGGAAUACGAGAUACAAGUUUCUGUAGAGAUUCAUCAGAUGCAAUAAGUGGUUCUUUCAACAAUAUAGGCCACACCUCUUCAGCUGA
Messenger RNA from Candidula unifasciata, 2198 nucleotides. Lineage: Eukaryota; Metazoa; Mollusca; Gastropoda; Stylommatophora; Geomitridae. The record is from the annotation of a GenBank genome assembly.